Belonocnema kinseyi is the source of this 3433-nucleotide messenger RNA. Its product is annotated as mucin-5AC. The transcript is spliced from 12 exons. The record is from RefSeq and is a predicted model, not a curated record. Lineage: Eukaryota; Metazoa; Arthropoda; Insecta; Hymenoptera; Cynipidae. The coding region runs from base 291 to 2159 and encodes 622 amino acids.
AAUGGGAGCAAGCGAGAAAGGAAGAAAAUUAAAAAAGAGACGGAGGACAAGUAGACGAGGCCAGUGCUGGCCAGGCAGCCUCAUACGACCUUUCGUACGGUGACUCCCGGCUUCAUUCUCGAUCUCCGGUCGAUACAUAUAGAUAUCUAUCCGUAGUGUAGAAUCGUGCUCGCGAGACAGAGAAUCAAUAUCCAUAUUUGUAUUCAGUGAAUUGACAAUUAAUCGGUGCAUCCAACCCUCUUUUGGAUUACCCAUUCUCGCGUUCUUGAGACAGGGCACUAGUGGUCGCAAUGUCAUCAAAGACGAGGGAAAGCUCACACGUUAGCAAAAAGAUCGUGAGUCAUGGUGGACCUAUAUCUGGACAGAGCCACUCUGCAGCCACGGCCAGCAGCCUCGAAAGCAACUUAGAUGCGCUGUUAGAUGAUCUUCAAACAACCGUAGCGAAACCAGAAUCGACGACAACGAGAUUAAGUCGAACUGCUCGUCCAAGUUCACCUCGAAUGGAUUACAAAACUGUUGCCAAUUCAAACAAAACUGUUUCUGAAAGCACCAGAACGAUUUCGCCCACACGAGGCACGACUACCACAACGGAAAAAUUCAUUACGACUGGUCCUGCUGGUGCGCCAUCCGGUAUUCCAGGACUGGAGUUGCUGGACAAGGAACUUCAAGAUGUGCAACCUGGACAAAGCAAAACUGUUGCCUACAAGCAGGUUUCUUAUCAUUAUAACAAGGACUUGGAUGGAAAACCAAUGGAUUCGUGGGCAAUGUCGGAUAAUCUAACGAACAAGACCGGACCGGCCUUGAUCGACUCAUUUGUUGAACGUAAUUUCGAAGAGUCGCGUACAACAAGAAGACACCAUAGUCCAGAACCAACCAAGUCAGUUGCCAGAGAAUUGCUAUACAGUGAUAACACUGUCAAAUCACGAAAUCCAUCACCACUUCGAUCAAGACAGAAGGAUGUUUUCUUCCAAGAAAGCAAAGAGAGUUAUCGGACCGAACCAAGGUCUUUGACAAGCACUUCACAAGAAGUGAUUGAGGAUAUUACACCUGCUGUGCCAGCGAAUUUGGCACCAGGUCCAAACACUAAAGUAACGACCACUAUCAAGACCUACACCUAUGAACUUCCUGGAGCACCCGAUACUUAUUUGAAUAGCAGUACUCUGGCCAAAAAUAUCGACAAGUCCGUUUCUUAUACUUUACCCAAGGAUUCAACAACCCAGAAAACAAUUACAUAUGAGGUGGAUCAAAAGGGAUACCGUUCAGCAAGUCCCGUGAGGUACUCUCCGAUCGAAGUUCCCACAAAAUCGAAAACGGUUCACGCUGAGGAAAAAUACUUCCGGGAGGAACGCCAUGGUUAUAGACCGUCGAGUCCAAGUUAUCAAACCUCCAGCAACACUACGACUCUUUAUCGCGGAACCCCAUCACCAACUGGAACUUCCAGCCUCCGAAGAAGGGACAAGUACUCAGACAUCAAUGGAUACGGACCUCGAGGACCUGGAGAUUACACUGAUCACUCCGAGGUCAAGAGUACAACCUUCUACCAAAGUCCACCUGAUCCUGUGAGUGAAACUCGAACUGAAGUGAUCGAAGAACAUUACACCAGCAGAUCCCGCAGUCCACCUAGAACGUAUUAUCCACCAGUCCAGUCGACUGCGAAAGAAACGAUUUACAAAUUCGAGCAACAAUCCAGCAAGAAUUCCGAAGACCUUCGUCCCAAACCUUUCCCUACAGGAGGAGUCAAGGUUUAUCCUGCUAAGCCACCGGUCAGUCAAGAACCACCAGCUAAACUUGAAGACCUGAUGGCUUCCUUCUCCGAAUCUGAGAGAGAAGUUUUGAAUGACAUCGACAGGAAUGGGAAGGUUCAACGAAAGACAAAGGAGACGUUUAAAAAAGAAGUCGAAUUUUCAACAAAUACUCCGCCCAGAAGCAAGGCAGGAUCUCCCGUUUACUAUCCACCAGGAUCUGAAUUAUCGAAACGAGAUGGAAGUGGAUCCAUGUCACAAUCUGGCAGCGCCUACAUGUCAGACAAGGGUGAAUGGAAACGAGCGAUGUACGACAGAGAAUCAAAAUCCGAAGCGAAGUGGAAAGCCAAGAAAGGAAAAGUAGCAAUACCUCUCUGUUUACCACUCUGUUGUGCCGCACCCUGUGUCAUAAUGUAAAACAUCAACCACAGAAAAAAGACAGGCUGAGCCGCUAUUAGGCAAAGUAAAUCAAAAAUAAUCAUAAUAUUUAUACAAUUCAAAACGAACUGUCUACCGUUACAAAAUUUUCUGUAAGGCCCCUUUUUUAGCAGACUUUUUCGUCUAUUGGUUUAUCUACCUUUUAGAAAUAAUUUAUUUACCUAGACGUAAUAAUUGAAUCAAAAAUAUUGUUUUAAUUUUUCUCCUAUAAUUUUCUAUUCUAAAAGUGAAUUCAAUUAUACCUGAAUUCGCAUUAUUAAUGUACGAAUGAGCGUAUUUAUAAUUUAUAUCGACAUAAUAAAAUUAUUAAUUGUUAAUAUUAUACUUAUUGUCAAUAUAAGACGUUUUAAUUGAGAGAGAAAGCUAAAUUUAUAUUUACUUUCUCAACAUUUAGAAAAAUUCGAAAUUAAUUUAUAGUAAUCCCUAAUAUUUCUGUAUUCUUAAGUUUUAAUGGUGAAAAUACUAUCUUCUAAAUCUAAAAUAACUAAGGUGAAAUGUCUAAUUUAGUAAUUUAUUGAAUUUAGUAUAAUCUAAGUGUAUAUGGCUUAUAAAAUAUCCCUUAAGCUUCGAUAAUUUCUUAAACUUAUAUAAACUAUUAUAGAAAUUUGUAUCUGUCGAAUAAUUACUGAUAAUUUAGUAAAUUUAAAAGCACGCUAGUAACUCUGAUGCGACUAAUUUUGUACUCUUUAAUCAUAGCUUUGUAGACCUCAUCCGUGAAUUAUGGUGCUAUAAUAAUUAUAGAACUUAGCGAGCGUAAAAGCGAUAAUUGUCGACUGCGUUUCACAAAAUAGACACAAUUAUAACAGGAAUUAAACUUGAAAAGACUUUAAAAUAUACUCUUAAUAAAAUAAAUAUACCCGACAUUAUUACAAAAUGUAAAUCUUACAUAGAUACAGCUUUUCAAAAAAUCGAAUGAUAUUGUCUUCUAAAGAAAAACAUCCUGAUUGCUUCUCAAUAAUAGUGAAUGGCGUACACCGUGGCCACGCAAAAUAACGAAUCCUAAAAAAAAGUGAAAUAUUAUGCCUGAAAUUUUGUUUAGGAAGACUCUUUUAGAAAGCAACUUCCUAUGAAGUGAAAAUUUGAUUCAUUCUUACGUUCACAAAGUUGUCAUAGGCGUAACUAUCGGCUUCAGCGUCCCAAAUACACCUCGUUCCCAUUUUUACACCAGCGCCACGCUGUUCGCCCAUAACAACGUUUACAAUGAAUUUGUACUCUUUGCACUUCAAUUCUGAAAAUAUAUUUUUGAGCAAUAA